CAGUCUUUGACCAUUCAAGGCUUCAAGUCUUAUCGAGAUGCUACGAUAGUAGAAGAGUUUUCACCUGGAGUCAAUGUGGUCGUUGGUAGAAACGGUUCCGGCAAAUCCAACUUCUUUUCAGCAAUUCGAUUUCUUUUAAAUGAUCAAUAUAAUGCUCUGGGUCGAGAGGAAAGACAAAGUCUUUUGCACGAGGGUGCUGAUAAUAAUUCGACAUUCUCAGCCUUUGUGGAAGCUACCUUUGAUAACUCGGAUCAUCGAUUUCCAACAGGCAAGACUCAAGUGAUCAUCCGAAGGACUAUCGGUUCAAAGAAGGAUGAAUACUCUCUGGACAAAAAGUCUACACCUAAAGGGGAGAUCAUGUCUUUACUUGAAUCAGCUGGAUUUAGCAGAAGUAAUCCUUAUUAUAUUGUCCCUCAGGGAAGGAUCACUCAUCUCACCAACAUCAAAGAUUCUGAAAGACUCAAUCUACUCAAGGAAGUGGCAGGUACCCAAGUUUACGGAGACCGACGUACUGAAUCAGUCAAAAUCAUGGAUGAUACCUCCUCAAAACGAGUGAAGAUUGAUGAAUUAUUAGAAUACAUUGAAACUCGAUUACAUGAAUUAGAUGAAGAAAAAGAAGAAUUGAAAGAGUAUCAUGAGAAGGAUCGAGAAAGGAGAUGUCUUGAAUAUGGGAUUUAUUCACGUGAAUUGAAAGAAGCCAAUGAUUGUUUAGAACAACUUGAUGCAGAUCGUCGUCAAGAGCUUGAAACUGUAGCUGAUCGAACUUCUCUAUUUCAAGCGAGAGAACGUCAAAUUACUCAAUUGGAUUCUGAUCUCGCCGAAGCUAAACGUAAUGUAGAGAGUCUUGAUGUUGAAAAAGUUCAAGUUGAAACCGAACGAAGGGAUAACAUCAAAGCCAAAACUCAAGUAGAAUGCCUUUUGCGAGACUCUGAAGACGUGAGAGGAAAAGAUCAAAAGAACAAGCAGAGAUUGUCAGAGGAGCUAGCGCAACUGCAGAUGGAGAUUCAAGAUAAAGAGCGCGAACUCGCGAUUGUGGCUCCUCAAGCGGCAGCCAAAGCCGUAGAGUCGAACGCAUGUACAGAACGUUUGGCCCAUGUCAAAAACACGGUAGACGCACUCUAUGCCAAACGGGGAAGAUCGAACCAAUUCAAAACUCAGAAAGAACGCGAUGCCCACCUGAAGUCUGAAAUCAGUAAGCUGAAAGGCGUGCUAGAGUCAGCCGAGGGCAUGAUCAGAUCAGUCUCCAAUGACUUGAACGGGACCAAACAAUCGUUAGCUGAAGUACAAAGUCAAUCGCAAGAAGCCCGUGACAAACUCGACCAACGCAAACGACGUUUGCAGGAGCUAGCACGCGAUCUCUCAAAAGACAAAGAAGAGCACAACAAAUUGACCGAAAAGCGUAAAGCACUAUGGAAAGAAGAUACCAAAGUAUCGCGGUCAAUGCAACAUGCAGCUUCCUUACGCGAUAAAGCGAUGAAAGAAUUAAGUAUGACGAUGGAUAGAAAUACCGCCCAAGGAUUGGAGAUUAUUCAAAAGUUGAUCAGUGAUGGUGAAAUUGAAGGGCUUUAUGGACCUUUGUAUUCGCUUUUCGAAGUUGAGGAUCGCUACAAGACAGCAACAGAAGCCACGGCUGGGAACUCCCUGUUUCAUGUGGUCGUAGACAUCGACGAGACAGUUACCCGUGUACUUGAAGCCAUGACCCGGGAAAAAAAGGGAAGGUGUACAUUUAUUCCUCUGAAUCGUCUACGACCGAAGCAAAUCAACUAUCCUUCGACUAAUGAUGUCGUAGCAAUAAUCAAAAAGUUUCGAUAUGAUCCCACAUAUCGUUUAGCAUUUGAGCAAGUCUUCGCAAAGACUAUCGUAUGUCCCGACCUUGAAAUCGCUGGUGCAUAUGUUCGUAGUCAUCAACUCAGUGCCAUCACUCUCGAUGGUGACAAGGUUGACAAGAAAGGUACGGUCUCCGGAGGAUAUCAACAUACGAACAGAAGUCGAUUAGAUUCCGUCAAAGAGAUUACGACCUGGUCACUUAAGUAUGAUGAAGACGCUGCUAAGUCACACGAAAUCAGGUUUUCUAUCAGGACUUUGGAUCAACAAAUCACUCAACUUGUUGGGAGAAUUAAGAACUCUGAAACUGAGUUACAACGAAGAGAAGAUGAAAGAGAACCACUGAAUCACGCUCUUGCCACUCUUGUGAAAACGAAAUCAAACAAACUUUCCAAAAGCUUUCUUUAG
Molecule: messenger RNA, 2232 nt
Organism: Melampsora larici-populina 98AG31
Lineage: Eukaryota; Fungi; Basidiomycota; Pucciniomycetes; Pucciniales; Melampsoraceae
Exons: 5
Biological process (GO): mitotic sister chromatid cohesion
Cellular component (GO): chromosome
Molecular function (GO): ATP hydrolysis activity; double-stranded DNA binding; ATP binding
Source: RefSeq, a predicted model, not a curated record